UGUAAUUAGUUUCUUAGUUGUUAUAGGUUAGAAAUGAGUAUUCCAUCGAUAACAUUGGAAAAUUUUCGUGGAAGAUCGAAGAGGAAAACUUUAAUAUGUUGUUAACGAUUACCAAUUAUGAGAAGAAUGAAUAUUGUGGUACUUAAUUAGCAAGCUAACCUCUAACAAAUUCAACGACAUUCUUUUACAAUACACCGAAAGAGACAAUGCAAUCCUCACUACUUAACACGAAAUAGUAUGAAGGUGUAGUUUCCUUUCUUUGAAAAUUUACCUCCCUUGACCGACACCCUUUUUACUUUCAUCAUAAAGUUCAAUGAACUCCAAAAGAAUGAGACCAAAUCCAAAUCGUCAAACCCAAAUUACUCACUUUACACGGUAGUUUGCCAAUUCCGUUGUGGUUAGGGGUGUCAGUUCGGUUAUCGGUUAAUGGUUAACCGAUAAUCGAAGAACCGAAUUUCGGCCGGUUAUCGGAAGCUGGCCAAAAUGGUUUUGGGUCUUAAAAGUGGUUCGGUUAACCGAUAACCGAGGUAACCGAGAAACCGAAGCCUAUUUCGGUCGGUUUUCGGUAAGGGGGUGUUUAUUUCGGUUAACCGAUAACCGGCCAAUCGGUUACCGGUUAUAACCGAAAUAACCGAAUUGCCAGCCCUAGUUGUGGUCAUGUUUAUACAUACAAAUAAUUUGUCCUUAAAUACAAAAUUGACGUGGUGUCGCAAGAUUAACAACAUCGCCCGAAACAAACUGGCACGCCCGGCGAUGGAUAUUUGAUUUCGCAUGAAACAGGUCCUUACACCCUAGUUUGUUAGGGCCUCCUUGUAGAUGUGAUGUACUAUUCCAAAUGGAAAGCUAGGGAAACGUUCUACAAUUGUUUUGGUUAUGUCUUUACAUAUGAAUGUUGAGAUUCUAGAGCUCUUCAUGACUCAUGAGCCAUUUGGGAUGGGUUGUAGUGUUUGUUUCAUAUGUAUAAUCUAGUUUGCUACCACACAAGCAAAAUGUGCUUCCUUUGUGGCCAAACUAAGGAGAUACCUAGUUACUUGAUGCAAGCCAUUUUUAAGCCUUAUUCACCCAAAGACUCUUUUGUACCUUACUAGAAGACCUAUAUCCUCCAUCAUGCUACUUAAUUACCUUCUGAAUAAUCUAUAACCAGGUCGAAAUUCAAGCAUGAUUUUCGUUAAACUUGUUUUUCAGUCUCGUACAUGUGAGAUAUCCGUAAAAAAAAGUGUGUCGUUCAUAAAUUUUUCGAGAGCUGAUUUCGAGUGGAACUCUCUAUGUAUAAGCAUGAUUUCUUGGUUGAUUUGUGCUUGGUUUAAGAAUGGAUGUGAUUUGAUAUUGAGUAAUGAGUUAUAUCCUUCUUGAAGGUUGAUCUUUGGAAGGACUAAACUACCAAAUUCCACAUUGUCCAAUGGCUUAUUUGAAGAAUAGGUGGGCAAUGUUUUGGUCCACACAAAACGGGCCCGUUUCAGCAUACGAAGGUUUCUUGCGGGAGGGUUUAAAAAUUAAAACAAAAUAAAAACUCCCAUCUGUACCAAAAAAAUCAUAGAAAACCAGCAAAAAAACACUCCGAUUCGCUCCAUUCCAGUUCUAGGGUUGCUUUUCAUCGUCAAUCUACAGUCUAUCGGAGCUUCCAUCCGAUUCAGAAUGGACGCUAGUGCGAAUUUGGAGGCGGCCAUAGAGCGGCUGCAGAAUGCGGAGAAGCAGGCGAGGCUCGCCGGCGAGGUUACCGCCACGAGGCAGGCAGUCACCGAAAUUCUGGAGCUCUGCUUCCAGGCUAAGGACUGGAAGUCGUUGAACGACCAGAUUUUGAUCCUCUCUAAGAAGCGCGGUCAGCUCAAGCAGGCUGUAUCUGCAAUGGUGCAGCAAGCAAUGCAAUAUAUUGAUCAGACACCAGAUGUUGAAACCCGCAUAGAACUCAUUAAGACCCUGAACAAUGUAUCUGCUGGGAAGAUUUAUGUUGAAAUUGAGAGGGCACGCUUGGUAAAGAAACUAGCCAAGAUUAAGGAAGAACAAGGCCUUAUAGCCGAAGCUGCUGAUCUGAUGCAAGAAGUUGCAGUUGAAACAUUUGGUGCUAUGGCGAAGACUGAAAAGAUUGCCUUCAUACUUGAACAAGUUCGUUUAUGCUUAGACAGGCAAGAUUAUAUCCGUGCUCAAAUUCUGUCGAGGAAAAUCAGCACAAGGGUGUUUGAUGUCGAUACUUCUAAGACGAAGAAGAAGCCUAAGGAAGGUGAUAAUGUUGUUGAAGAGGCUCCUGCUGAUAUUCCAUCCCUGCUGGAGCUGAAGCGGAUCUACUAUGAAUUGAUGAUAAGGUAUUACUCCCAUAACAAUGAGUACCUCGAGAUCUGCCGCUGCUACAAGUCAAUAUAUGAGAUUCCUGCCGUGAAGGAAGAUCCAGCCCAGUGGACACAGGUCCUGAGGAAAAUCUGCUGGUACCUAGUUUUGGCACCACAUGAUCCGAUGCAGUCGAGUCUUCUCAAUUCCACCCUGGAAGACAAAAAUCUCUCUGAAAUUCCCCAGUUUAAGACGUUGUUGAAACAACUGGUCACGAUGGAGGUUGUUCAAUGGACGUCCCUAUGGGAUAGUUACAAGGAAGAGUUCGACAGCGAGAAGAAUUUGCUUGGAGGUUCUUUAGUGGAUAAAGCAGCUGAAGAUCUGAGGCAAAGAGUAAUUGAACAUAAUAUCCUGGUUGUCUCUAAAUAUUACUCGAGGAUUACCGUCAAGAGAUUGGCAGAGUUGUUGUGUCUCAGCAUUCCAGAAACGGAGAAGCACCUUUCGGAGAUGGUGGUGUCCAAGGCACUGAUAGCCAAGAUCGACAGGCCGAUGGGAGUCAUCAGCUUCCAAGUAGCGAAAGACAGCAACGACAUCCUCAACUCAUGGGCCGUGAACUUGGAGAAGCUGCUCGAUCUCGUCGAGAAGAGCUGCCAUCAAAUCCACAAAGAAACCAUGGUUCACAAAGCCGCCCUGAAAGUCUGACAAGAACAUUAAGCAACCCCCCGUGGUGAGAAUUUUCAGGUACACAUCCUCAACCCUGUUUUCCUUUUAUGCUAAUUUCACUCUUUAGCUUUAUGAUGAGAUGAAACCCAACUUGACGCCUUUAGCUUUCGCAGUUUGGCCAAGCCCGCAGCUCGCUCUCAGAAGAAUGUUCUUCCUUUCCUGACCAGGACGAUGAUUGAUUCAUGCAUGGCGGCCUGCUCAGUUCCCCCCUUCUUCCUGAAGUUUGAUUGCCUUUUGUGUUUCAGGGGAUGUGCUAGUGAGACAUUAGUCAGACAAAACUUGUAUACUUUUCCGGAUUCACGCACCUUAGUACGCAGUUUUAGAACUCAGCUGGCUAAUGGCACGACUCUGAUUAUUA
This is a messenger RNA of Linum trigynum, 3343 nucleotides long. The record is from the annotation of a GenBank genome assembly. Lineage: Eukaryota; Viridiplantae; Streptophyta; Magnoliopsida; Malpighiales; Linaceae.